Molecule: messenger RNA, 435 nt
Organism: Cooperia oncophora
Lineage: Eukaryota; Metazoa; Nematoda; Chromadorea; Rhabditida; Trichostrongylidae
Source: the annotation of a GenBank genome assembly
AUGGCCAGACUCGCCGCGUCAAAGUCUGCUGUUCAACCGCAGAAGGUUACCAGGGCCAUCUUAGAGGAAAGAAAGGAGGCCGAACUUCGCUUGAGAAAAGAAGAAGAAGAGCGCGCUAAACUGGCUGCAGAAAAGAUUGAGGUUGUCGACCACCUCGAGGAAAAUGUCAACCAGCUGGAAAUAGGAACGGCCACGGCUCGAACGGUUGCAGAAGCCAUUCAGGUUCUCGGCGGUGACCGUGAAGAAAUCGAUAAACAUCCCGAAAAGCGAAUGAAAGCCGCUUAUCUCGCAUUCGAAGAAGCACAGUUGCCGCGCCUCAAACAGGAACAUCCAACAUAUCGCUUAUCUCAGCUAAAGCAGCUCCUUAAAAAGGAAUGGCUAAAAUCCCCGGAGAACCCGCUCAAUGCCAAACUUAUGGCUCUUUCUGCUGUAUGA